Messenger RNA from Setaria italica (foxtail millet), 2107 nucleotides. RefSeq lists its product as uncharacterized. The transcript has a single exon. The record is from RefSeq and is a predicted model, not a curated record. Lineage: Eukaryota; Viridiplantae; Streptophyta; Magnoliopsida; Poales; Poaceae. Gene Ontology annotation, biological process: positive regulation of growth. The coding region runs from base 468 to 1880 and encodes 470 amino acids.
CAUGUUGCUUAAGUGGGUAGCGCUACCGCCUCCGCCUCUCCCCCCGCCGCGCGCCUGCAUGCGGUCGAAGAACCGGCCCGCGCCCCGCUGCCGGCGCGCACAUGGCUGCCUGUGAUUUGCCUGCGGCGUGGGCGACUUCGCCUCUCGCUCGUCUCUUGACCCAGGCAAGCCGGCCGCACCGCGCACUCGCGGUGCCGACUCCUCGCCUGCUCUUCCCCCCUUAUCCUGCUGCGUAGAGCUUGCUUGCUUCGCUCUGCUCUUUGCUGUUAAACGCGUUGUGUCCACGUGAGAAUUCGUGACUCAUCUCAUACGUAUGAUCUCGCGCCAUUCUCGAACUGGGUGGUAGUAUAAGAAUCCAGCCGCCGCUGUUGCUGCUGCUAAGGUCAACCACAGAGCUCCUUGUUUGUUUCUUUCUUUGGUUUGCUGCUACGUAUUAUAUAGGCGAUCGAGCAGAGUGGUUUCCGGCCAUGCCGGCCAGGUCAUGGCUCGCCGAACUGCGGUCGCGGUUCGGCGCCGGCGGCGCCAGGGCCGACGGGCUCGGCAUCCUGGCCUUCGAGGCGGCUGCCACCAUGUCGCGGCUCGUGUCCCUCCACCGGACGCUGUCCGACGUGGAGUUCCGGAGGCUCCGCGCCGACGUCCUGCGCGCCGAGGGCGUCGCGCGGCUGACGUCCCCGGACCAGAGCUUCCUGCUCCGCCUCGCGUGCUGCGAGCUCGUGGCGGACCUCGACCGCGCCGCCGCCACUGUCGCGCGCCUCGCCGCGCGGUGCCGAUCCUGCGCGGAGGCACCGCUCCUGCGGGACUUCGACCGGCUCUACGCCGAGGCCAAGCGCGGCCGCCUCGCGCAGCUGGACGUCGCGGUCGGGUUCUCUAGGGGCGCCGGGAAGCGGCUCCGCAAGAUGGAGCGGCACGUGGCCGCGGCCGCGAGGCUGUACGAGGAGAUGGACGCGCUCAGGGAGCUGGAGGCGUCGGAGCGGCGGAUGGAGAACUGGAAGCAGCACAGCGGGCCCAUCAUCCCGUCGCAGGCGGCGCCGGGCAAGAAGCCAGCGGCCGAACCCGGAGAGAAGCUGAUGCACGAGCUCAGGGCGCAGCGGCACAAGGUGCGGCGGCUCAUGGAGGGGUCGCUCUGGAGCGUCGACGCCGGCAGGGCGGCGAAGCUCAUGGCCAAGUCGGUCCUCGCCGUGCUCGCGCGCAUCUCCAUUGCCUUCGGCCCGUUCGUCCCAGGGCUGCCAUCUUUAACAGUGGGACGCGCGCCCGGCCACUCUUCCGGCCCGUUGCACCGGUCGGCGAUGCCCGGCGCCGCGCUCCGGCACUCGGUUCCCAUCUUCGGCCAAAAAGAUGCCGCCUUGUCAGUAUUGGAAUCGACCAAGCCAUUGGCGAGCACGAUCGGCGGCUCGGGCAUGGAGCUGCGAUACGCGAACCUGAUCUUGUCCGUCAAGACGCUGCUCGCGGCGCUGAGGCCGCCGGCAGCUGACGGCGAGGAGGUGCAGGAAGGAAUGAUGGACCUGUCGGCGAGAGACGGGCUCUACAAGAUGUUACCAGUGAGCAUCCGCGAGGCCGUGAACGCGAAGCUGAGGGAGAGCUGGAGAGGGCAGGCGGUGGACGAGGAGGCCGCGAAGGCGUCGAGAGGCGAAGCGGAGGUCGUGCUGCGGUGGCUGGGCCCGAUGGCGCACGACACCGUGCGGUGGAGCGACGAGCGGAGCAUGGAGCGGGGGCAGCGGUUCAGCAUGCAGCCACGCGCGCUGAUGGUGCAGACGCUGCACUUCGCUGACCGGAAAAAGGCGGAUGCGGCGAUUGUUGAUGUGCUCGUCUGCCUCAGCUGCGUGUGCUGGUAUGACGAUGAGCGGCGCCGUCUGGAGUCUGUGGACUGGGACGACGAGUAGCAGGCUAGCAGCUACAGAUGUCUGAGCUGUGGAUCGUGGACUUUACUGUGUGUGAAUAUUAUUGCAAAGCAUCUGUACAUACAUAACUAUAUGUGCGCUAGAUACUAGUACAAAACAAUUGAAUUGUUGUUUUUGUUUCGGGAAAGCUAAAGAUUGCUUGGGUGUGUUGCACUUGGAGCCAUCCAGCACUUUUUUUUUAAGAAUGCUAAACUACACUCGGUUUUUCC